This is a messenger RNA of Colletotrichum costaricense, 861 nucleotides long. RefSeq lists its product as uncharacterized. The transcript has 3 exons. Lineage: Eukaryota; Fungi; Ascomycota; Sordariomycetes; Glomerellales; Glomerellaceae. The record is from RefSeq and is a predicted model, not a curated record. Bases 1 to 861 code for a protein of 286 amino acids.
AUGAAACCAUCAGAAAAUUGGCGUAGCGUAUUCUUGCUUCCGCAAAGCACCAAAAAGAAAAAGAAGAAUAGCAAAGGCAACUCCUCACCAUCUUCACCGAGACUUCACUUUCCAGAACUCCAGUGGGAGCCCAAGACAACGACGACGACGCCGGCACCGACGACGCCGGCAGAACGGCGGCACACCAUGUCUGGGCCAACCCCCCGUUCGAUGCUCAACGUCCAAAGCCCCGAUUCCGAUGUCUCGCCCAAAACUCCGAUACAACCCUCUGACCAAACAAAGACGGACUACUUCUCCAUUGAGUCUUCGUCGCAGGCGCAGUCGCAAAAGAAAGACGAGGAAACCAGGGCCAACGAUGCAGAGCCAUUGAGCCGUGCGACCACACUUUCUAGCUUCGCAAGCCCUUCCCCCCUCGAAAGCGCAACAGGAAGCUUCUCUGCCGAGUCGUCACGGACCGAAUCGUAUGGAGGAAGGCCGAGAGGAUCAUCAAUAGCGUCGCUGAGCUUUGCACCAUUGCGGAACCCGUCGCUGCCGCAGGGCAACCAGAAGAAGACGAACAAGGAGCGUAUCAGGGCCUCAUCGCCUCCACCUGAGAGGCCGGAAGCCUCGGAUCAAGAGUUCAAUACGACGGCCACCUUCUCCGCAGCCAUGCCGCAGUUCCGGCAUCCCCUGAGCAUUUCAACCUUGAGGUCAGACGAACUUUUCAAGCGUCUCGCGGCAACUCCAGCAAACGCAUCUGUUUUUUACUCUGAGUCCAUGUCGCGUUGCGGUCCAUAUCUUGCCUCACUCAUCGGGCUGCAAUAUGCCAUCAGGAGGAUCACACGACACCUCAUUGAAAGCGACCUUGCCGGUUCUGGAUGA